This is a messenger RNA of Stylonychia lemnae, 1923 nucleotides long. NCBI's taxonomy places the organism in Eukaryota, Ciliophora, Spirotrichea, Sporadotrichida, Oxytrichidae. The record is from the annotation of a GenBank genome assembly.
AUGAUUCAAAAGCAAAUAUAGCAAUCAAAUGAAUGCCAAGGGAUAAUUGGCUAUUUGGGGAAUGAUCCAAAAGCUGAAGAAGUUUGCUUCAAUGGUCUUUAGAGUUUAUCGGUUCCAGGGUAUGAUUCCUGCGGCAUUGUUACAAUCGACCCGUGUCUCAAUGAAAUGAUAAUUCACAAGUAAUCAGAAGAAAAAAGGUUUGGCGCGAUGCCUAUAGAUCUAUUAAUUAAAUAGUGUAGAGGUUAGCACAUUGGAAAUAUCGGUUUAGCUCACACUAGAUGGGCAACUCAUGGAUAAAAAACUCACGAAAAUGCGCACCCUCACCUAGAUCAAAGUAAAAAAAUAGCACUUGUACACAAUGGAUUCAUUGAAAAUUAUCAGUAACUUAUUGAGUAAAAUAUCAUUGACUCUACUUGCAAGCUAUAAAGUGAAACUGAUACAGAGGUAAUAGCCUAAAUAAUUGGAUAGAAGUUUGAUUCAGGAGAAAGCCUUGUUUAGAGCGUCUAUGGGGCUUGUUCUUUGAUCAUUGGAUCAUACAACAUGGCAAUGAUUUGCAAGGAAGAUCCAAACUCUAUUUAUGCCUUCAAAAAUACAGGUUAGAUGGGGAUAGCUAUAAGUAAAGAUAACUAGCAGUGCAUUAUAUCCUCAGAUUUGAAUAUUCUCAACGAAGAAUUUAAGGACUGUGACAUUAGGAUUCUCCCUGAUAAACAAAUAGUGCAAAUAAAAAGAGAUGAAUAGGGCAUUAAUGUCAGCUAUUUUUAAUUUCCAAAAAGCAUUAAUGGACCUACAAUCCACCUCAAACCAGGCAUCGAACACUAUUUUGUCCAAGAGAUGCUUGAACAGCCUGAAGCCGUAUAAAAAUGCUUGAAUUAUGGAAAUAGAUUAGACCCUAAUGAAUACGGAAUGGCUAGACUUGGAGGACUGGAAAGUAAUGAAGAGAAAUUAUUAGAGAUAAAAAAUUUGGUAAUAGCAGCCUGUGGAACAAGUUACUAUGCAUCACUAUAUGGCUAGAGAUUGAUGAGAGAAUUCUAGUGUUUUGACACUAUUGAGGUGAAAAUUGCUUCAGAAAUAGAUAUUAAUGAUUUAAGAAUAGAACAGGGUGGCCUUCUAUCUGUCUCUUAGUCUGGGGAGACCACUGAUUUGCUUUAACCUUUUUAAAUGGCUGGCAAAUUAGGGUUGUUUAGGUUCAACAUUGUUAAUAAUGUAGAAUCUACUCUUGCUAGAGAAGCUAAAUGUGGUUUGUUUCUCAAUGCUGGGAAGGAGUAAAGUGUGGCCUCUACCAAGGCUUUUAUUUGCUAAGUUGUUGCAUUUAGUCUUAUUACAAUGUGGUUUUCUCAGAAGGUCAAUUACAAAUAAACUAAAGAUCUAAGGCAAAAUAUUUAUGGUGAACUUUAAACUCUCUCAGAGAAAGUUAAAGAAGUUGUUAAUGAUUGCAACUAAUUUUCUUAAACUGUUGCAAAAAUGAUUAAAAAUGAAAAUCAUAUUUUCCUCCUUGGAGAGGGAUAUGCAGAGUGUGUAGCCAAAGAAGGAUCCUUAAAAAUGAAAGAAUUGACUUACAAGCAUUGCCAAGCUUACAGUUUAAAUAAUUGUCACAAAGGUUUCUACAAUUAUGCUAAAAAUCACUAGGGUACUUGCGUAUUCUAUGUGAUUUUAGAUGAUGAAUUCAAGGAGCUUUCAUUGAAAUACUUAAAAAGUAUAAAUUAAAGCAUCAAAGCAAGAAUCAUUAUACUUAGUGACAUUUCAAUUCAAGAAGAAAGGGAGGCCCUUCAAAAUCUCUCUGAGAUCCAAUACUGGGUACCUCAUUCUGGAUAUCUUUCAGCGCUUUUGUGCAUUAUUCCAAUUUAGCUUUUAGCAUUUUAAACUGCUCUUGACUAAGGCAGAAACCCAGAUUAACCAAGAAGUUUGACAAAGGUUGUCCUCUGA